AAAGGAAGUUGCUGGCCACAAGGAGGUGGAGAUGGAGAGGUCCUGCCCCAACUCAGUCCUCCACAUGUGAAGGCCUGGGGAUCUGUCUCACUUUACCCUGGUUCUCUCUGGACUCCUGAGCACUCCAGUGUCCCUAGACAGAGCAUCCUUGCCUUCCUGAUGGCUUUGCUGAUCUCGCUUCCUGGAGGGACUCCAGCCAUGGCUCAGAUCCUGCUUCUGCUCUCAUCAGCCUGUCUGCAUGCUGGAAAUUCAGAAAGAUCCAACAGAAAAAAUGGCUUUGGGGUCAACCAACCUGAAAGCUGCUCUGGAGUCCAGGGUGGCUCCAUCGACAUCCCCUUCUCCUUCUACUUCCCCUGGAAGUUGGCCAAGGAUCCACAGAUGAGCAUAGCCUGGAGAUGGAAGGAUUUCCAUGGGGAAUUCAUCUACAACUCCUCCCUGCCUUUCAUACAUGAGCACUUCAAGGGCCGGCUCAUCCUGAACUGGACACAGGGUCAGACAUCUGGAGUCCUCAGAAUCCUGAACUUGAAGGAGUCUGACCAGACCCGGUACUUUGGCAGAGUUUUUCUGCAAACAACAGAAGGCAUACAGUUUUGGCAGUCAAUUCCUGGGACCCAACUCAAUGUGACCAAUGCCACCUGCACCCCCACUACACUUCCAAGCACCACUGCUGCAACUUCUGCACACACCCAAAAUGACAUAACAGAAGUCAAGAGUGCUAACAUUGGUGGCCUGGAUCUGCAAACCACAGUUGGGUUGGCAACGGCUGCUGCUGUGUUCCUGGUUGGGGUUUUGGGAUUGAUAGUGUUCCUCUGGUGGAAGAGAAGAAGGCAAGGCCAGAAGACUAAAGCUGAAAUCCCAGCCAGGGAGCCAUUGGAAACCAGUGAGAAACAUGAGAGUGUUGGCCAUGAAGGACAAUGUAUGGAUCCCAAAGAAAACCCCAAGGAUAAUAACAUCGUGUAUGCUUCCAUCUCCCUCUCAAGCCCGACCUCACCAGGAACAGCGCCCAACCUGCCUGUCCAUGGGAACCCCCAGGAAGAGACUGUGUACUCCAUCGUAAAGGCCAAAUAAGUUGGUCUGGAUGACACUCUUAGAGUCACCUUUGUUUCUAGUAGGAAGACUCUCAGCUUCCCACAGGCAGACACAGAAAUUCACUCAUCAGAAGGUCUGACCACAGACAAACUGAGAAACUCCAAGUUCCUUUUUCUAACUUCCUAGGCCUUUCUCACAAAAAUAAAAAGAUCUACAGAAUCUGCCUAAAUGAAUCUAAAGAGAGCACUGAUGAGACCCUUGACUUCUCACCCUCUAAGGACCCCCCCAUCACUUUUUUUUUUGUUUUGUUUUUUGGUUUUUCUUUUUUUUUUUUAAAGAUUUAUUUAUUGAUUAUAUGUAAGUACACUAUAGCUGUCUUCAGACACUCUAGAAGAGGGAGUCAGAUCUUGUUGGGGAUGGUUGUUGAGCCACCAUGUGGUUGCUGGGAUUUGAACUCUGGACCUUCAGAAGAGCAGUCGGGUGCUCUUACCCACUGAGCCAUUUCGCCAGCCCCCCCCCCCCAUCACUUUUUCUAGCAGCCCAAGGCAAGGAAGAGAUCCUAAUGCUGGCAGAUAGACUGACUCCAUGACAUGCACCCACAUCUGUGACUAUAAUAACCUGCACACAGUGUACUUGCUCAUGUACCAUGGCACUGGACAUCAGCCCAAAGCCUAGACAGAUGGUGUGAGACAUGGAACUAAAAUAAACACCAGGUGGCCAAGGCAUUUGCCUAAGGCCAUGCAGUUCCCAGAAGUAGCUCAAGCCCAAACAUGAUCUUCUAGAGGUUCUCCCAGCUCUGGGUCUCACUGCUGUCCCCAAUUUCCUAUAUUCUCCAGAGAUGGCAGUUUGCCAUAGCGACACACACACACACACACACACAAAGCACAGCUCAGGAGUAAUUCCAGAGACCUGCUUUAUUAACCCAGGCUGCACAGCUGACUUGAACAACAGAGCAGGUCAACAACCCCAACAUUUAUCAGCUGCUCGGGAAGAAAUGAGAGGCUCUCCCUGCAGGCAAACAACAGCAGGGGGACCAGAAUACUCUACUCCUCAAAGAGGGCCGCCAGGAACUCCUCUGAGCUGCCUCUCUGCUGCAUCUCCCCUCUCUCUUCUGGCUCUCCAAUGUCUUCCAUGAGUUGCUCCAAGUCCAGGUCACUGGAGCAAUCAUCGUCAGGAGGGAAACUUGCUGCCUCCUGUGUCGGGGGCAUGUGGGGCACAAGCCCUUCCUUUCCCAAUGGACAAGCCCCAUGCUGAGCUGAUGGAGUAGGGCAUUUGGACACAAUUUUAAUUUCUUUCUCCUCAGAUAAGUUGGUGGCUGAAGUCUUGUUCUCAGGAGCUUUAAAUUUUUUCUUAGGGACUAAAGGAAAUAAGGGACAAAGUUAAGAGUCAACGUACCCUGAGUUUUUACAAGCCAGAUUUCUGAAUUCUUGUUUAAAACAUAUGAAAGGAUAAUCUUCUUCAAAAUACGGAAUAUGGGCUUUCAGGUCACACUUGGAUUCUAGCCUUGGGUCAGCUAUGUAUUCAGCAUGGGUGGUCAAUAAAUUUGAAACCUGAGUCUC
This is a messenger RNA of Mus musculus (house mouse), 2588 nucleotides long. RefSeq names its product paired immunoglobin-like type 2 receptor alpha (gene Pilra). The coding region runs from base 160 to 1068 and encodes 302 amino acids. The record is from RefSeq and is marked validated. Gene Ontology annotation, cellular component: membrane; plasma membrane. Lineage: Eukaryota; Metazoa; Chordata; Mammalia; Rodentia; Muridae. The transcript has 7 exons.